CCGCCGUCAGACGAGCCUUCUCAUAGCCCGCCAUGGCGUUGUCGAUGCCGCUGAACGGGCUGAAGGAGGAGGACAAAGAGCCCCUCAUCGAGCUCUUCGUCAAGGCUGGCAGUGAUGGUGAAAGCAUAGGAAACUGCCCGUUUUCCCAGAGGCUCUUCAUGAUUCUUUGGCUCAAAGGAGUUGUAUUUAGUGUCACAACUGUUGACCUGAAGAGGAAACCUGCAGACCUGCAAAACUUGGCUCCCGGGACCCACCCACCGUUUAUAACUUUCAACAGUGAAGUCAAAACGGAUGUAAAUAAGAUUGAGGAAUUUCUUGAAGAAGUCUUAUGUCCUCCUAAGUACUUAAAGCUUUCUCCAAAACACCCAGAAUCGAACACUGCUGGAAUGGACAUCUUUGCCAAAUUCUCUGCAUAUAUCAAGAAUUCAAGGCCAGAGGCCAAUGAAGCGCUGGAGAGGGGUCUCCUGAAAACUCUGCAGAAGCUGGAUGAGUACCUGAACUCCCCGCUCCCCGAUGAAAUUGACGAGAACAGCAUGGAAGACAUCAAGUUCUCCACACGUAAAUUUCUUGAUGGCAAUGAAAUGACCUUGGCCGACUGCAACCUGCUGCCCAAGCUGCACAUUGUCAAGGUGGUGGCCAAAAAAUAUCGCAACUUUGACAUCCCCAAAGGAAUGACCGGCAUCUGGAGAUACCUGACCAACGCGUACAGCAGGGACGAGUUCACCAACACCUGUCCCAGCGACAAGGAGGUGGAAAUAGCAUAUAGUGACGUCGCCAAGAGACUUACCAAGUGAGACAGCACUUACGCAAGAGAUGCCUUCAGAUCUCCCCCUAAGAACACGCUUCUCCUAACAGACUGCUCCUCUUCUGUCAAGUAGACGUUGUGUUUUGCAUGAACAUUGCCGUUAUUCAAAAUUAGGAUCCAGGCUAGGCAAGGUGUAGUAGUUACCUAAAGCAUACACUCCUGAGCAGUAUUAUUCGGAAGCCCCACCCCCCACCCCCGACUUGGAGACACUCCGCCGGCCGCACACUGUCUCGGGCAGGGAGCCCUCGCCGCCAGGGCCACUCACUGGGUGGAGCUGGCAGAACUUCUGCAAUGCAGGUUCCCUGAACCAUGAAACAUCGUGGCCCCAGCUGGUGCGUGAUGAAUGCGUGGUACCAGGAAUGGAGAUGUGUUUGGGGGAAUUCUGUGAUAUUUAGUAAGAGCAUAUGAAAGGGUCGCUAUUGUAUCAGAAAUGGCCUCUCCUGCAGGCGCACCAGGAGAAAUGGCCGUCAGGGAGAGUGCCUGCAGACCGUGCUGCCCGGCUUGGUGGGCUUCCCUGCCUUCUGCCCGGAGCGGAGAGGCUCAGAGUCUGGGGAGCAGGGUGGGACUUCCAGACCUCCCGGCUUUGUCCUUGCGGAGGAGCCGCGGAGCCCCGAGCCGCUGUGUACGCGCUGCCUCUUCUGCCCGCUCAGAACAUCCGUGCUCGCUCUCUGCUGUUAAAAGCUGCUGCUUAGGGAAGCACCCAGACCCUUUCGUUGCUAGAUCUUUGGAACAACACUACAUAAACUGCCGCUCAGUCGGUUUAGCUAUGGCAGCACAAUGAUUAGCCAUGUAAAACUUAAUUAACACUUAGAGAAAUUAACCAAAGAGCGUAAGGUGGGUUUGGCAAAAUCUCAAGUGAAUUUGGUUUCUAAAGUGUAUGUAAUGUCCAUAGUGAGAAAAUGUGUAAUCUCUGCCCCGCACCAGCAAGCUCAACACAGGUGAUCGCGUGUCCCGUCCUGUCCCGUCCCGUCCCUGUCAGGUUGUGCAUGGAGGGCUGGCCGCCCUUUUGGGCUAAAUUGGAGUCGUCACGGUGUGUGUUUUCUGCAGCCUGGCUGAAUCUCAAUCAGCACUUCCUUGAGUUAGAUUUGUCUGCAGCCACGUGGGGGAAUCAUGGUCAGCAUGUUUUGUUUUUUAUAAACUGAAGUCCUAAGCCAUGAAUUAUUUGUGCUCUAACAGGGAAAUUGAACUUGGUGAAAAUAAAAGUUACUAUGUACUAUGUAUUUAUUAAUUUUUUUCCAAGAUAGACUACUCCUAAGACUGUGGUCGCGACUGCUGUAGGUAGGCCUUGGGUCAUUUUUGCAUUCAACUUGUGGAAGAAGUGCUAUUUCCUCACCGGGUUUUCGUUUGGAAAUGUCAGUUCACUGCUUUAAGAGGCCGUGCCGGUGCUGGUUCUGGAAGCCGGGGCUGCGGAGCCCAGCCUGCGGUGAGCCGGCAGUAACUGAGCGCCCACAGACCGCGAGGAAGGGCCGCGGCGGGCGGGCGGGCCGGCUGGGGAGCACCCUUCCCUUUCUCAGUGCGAAUCCCGGGCUCCAGCUCCAGUGCAGGGAGCCGUGGCCGAGGCUCGGCCUGGGUCCCGGAAGGACCACUGUGCUGUUGUCCACGAGACCUUCCGUGGCCGUGGCCCGCACACAGGGCCCCCGGCACUGCCAGAUGCUGCCUCAGAGUCUCGGGUAUGAGAAACAGCUGAAAGAAGGGCUGUUGGUGGUGUCGGUGGGCGGUGGCCGGCGGUGCCUUGUUCCCCCGGGAGAGCCUGAGCCGGGUGCGGCGGUCCUGCCUCGGACCCUUGGUUUUUGUGUAUCCAGUGGUCACGUGUGGCUGCCUCUCUGCGAGUGUCCCAGGACGCCAAAUCUUAAGAUUUUGGUGAAGACAGAUUUAUUUUUCUCUUUAAGGCUUUAUCUAGGAAGUUAGUCAAAUGAGUGAUUGGCAAAUGGACAAAGCUACUAAAAAGACUGAUGUGUUUCUAGAAAGAUCAUAACCUAGAAUCUUAAGAGGUUUGGGAUGUAAAAGUUUCCAUGGCAAUUCUUGUAAGGUGUGGGCUGACAAAUUGGAACUGGCCUGGAUUUGAUGUCUGCAACUAACCAGGUGCCCAGGACUGACCGCUGCCCGGUUAGGCCUCAGCGGGGAGGCAGGGUCUACGUGGAGGGGCUCACUGUUUUUAGGGGAUUCUGAAUUGUCUUUGUAUAGCAGUUGGGACACUCUGUAUUCUUCCAGUUGAUAGAACUUCUUUUUUUAAAUGUAGAUGCAGCUAAAUAUUCAAAUACAAUUUUAAGAUUUUAUUUCUUGUUAACUUUAGCUUUCACAAAUUGUCUUUAAAGCCUUGAGCAGUCUGUAUACGAUUAAGAGAUUCACGACAUUUAUCCUUUACAAUAAGUGCAUUAGCUGUAGAGCAUAGGCAUUUUUACUUCUGGGAAGUUUUCAGUCUCUCCAGAGUUGUAGAUAGCUUUCAUUUCUGUGCAUUAAAGAAGUUCCUUUAGAAAAUAUUUACAAAGUAAAAAUGCGAGGAAAUACAAGUUAUUUUUUCAUAAGCAUUUUGAUACGCAUUUCAUCCAGUUUAUUAAUUCACCAAUUUCUUACACUGGUUAUUUAUAAUCAGUAUUUACUUCAGAGAGGGGAAAGCAUUCAAGUGCCAUUCUCUACAAAUGAGCAAGGUUGGAGUCACCAACUUUUAUUUUUAUCAUGGAAAAAAAUUUUCACUCCCCAACCUCUAAUGUUGAACAGAAUUGGAAUAUUUUCUUUAGAAUUUCUCAAAUAGGCAGAGGAAAGCUUACUGUCAAAUGCUGUUGUUUUCCCUCUUCUGUCUUUGGAACAUCAACACCAGUAUAUUGCUGGCAGCUAUUGUAUUAAAAAAUAAAGUAUAUUUUCAUUAUCAUAAAGGAUUCUGUUUCCCCCUUAAGAAAAUAAAUAACAACUUGAGCUAAAA
Oryctolagus cuniculus (rabbit) is the source of this 3725-nucleotide messenger RNA. RefSeq names its product CLIC family member 4 (gene CLIC4). Lineage: Eukaryota; Metazoa; Chordata; Mammalia; Lagomorpha; Leporidae. The record is from RefSeq and is a predicted model, not a curated record.